GUCCUGGGCGUUACCCCGAAGGAUCCUUUUGUCUCGAACUACACAUCGCUAGAGCAACGCUGGUGCAUAGGAUUCGGAGAUGCCAUUUGUGUAUCGUUCGAUGUCAUGAACACUUCAGAGCAAUAUCAUAUGCAACCUAUUUGCCACACUCUGGAAGACUGUGGGUUGAUCAAAUGUGUUCUGCUAGACAACGAAGGAUCGAGUAUUCCCUUAUUACGAUCGAACUCUUCGGCUGAACUACUGGUGGGCUUCUCCAAGUCACAAUUGUUCAAGUCGAAGAUAUGUUCUAUCCUUCUUGAAAUGAUUCGAUAUCCUUCAGAUGAAAUAUCCCCUGAUGCCGAUAUGUUGGCUCGGUCAAUAGCCAGGCAAACUCGACUACCUUCGGAAGCCCGUAUUUUAACUAUCUCAGCUCCGUUAAAAUGGUAUUCAUUCGAGAAUUUUUUAUCAGCCAAGGAAACAGAAAUGCUGCUGUUGCUAAGUUGCUUACGAGUUGGCAGCUAUUCUUACAUGAUGAAACCAAAAUCGUCUUUCGAAUUCGCUGAAGCCAAUCCUGACUUCGAUUGCUGUGAUUUCGGGGACUGGCAGGUUUUUGUUGGUCACGGAAUAAUGGACGGGCUCGUAGCCGUGCCCUCCACAUUUAACCAGCCGAAUGGAAGUAUUGAUCGAAUUUGCGGAAUCAAUGAAGAACUGUUAACUACAUUCGUGAAGCGGUGUCAGUAA
This is a messenger RNA of Haemonchus placei, 720 nucleotides long. Lineage: Eukaryota; Metazoa; Nematoda; Chromadorea; Rhabditida; Trichostrongylidae. The record is from the annotation of a GenBank genome assembly.